ACCCCCUCCCUUUCUAUCUCCGUCGUCCCCCACAUUUUUAUAUAACUCACUCCCUCUUCUCCUUCCACCCUUGUGAUCGCGCGAGUUUCGGUUGAAAUAUGGAGUCCAGACGGUGCGUUAUGGUGCUGGCAGUUGCUGCGCUGAUGGCCUCGGCCGCGCUCCUCGUCGCCGGGGACGACAUGGAGGUGAAGCCGACGGUGGUGAAGGUGGUGAAGGGGAAGAAGCUGUGCGCGAAGGGGUGGGAGUGUAAAGGCCCAUCGGUGUUCUGCUGUAACCACACCAUCUCCGACUACUUCCAGUCGUACCAGUUCGAGAACCUGUUCUCAAAGCGGAACGCGCCGGUGGCCCAUGCGGUGGGGUUCUGGGACUACCACUCGUUCAUCACUGCCGCUGCGGAGUACCAGCCCCUCGGGUUCGGGACCACUGGAGGGAAGCUCACGGGGAUGAAGGAGGUCGCCGCCUUCCUCGGUCAUGUCGGCAGCAAGACUUCCUGUGGAUAUGGGGUGGCCACUGGAGGGCCAUUGGCAUGGGGACUCUGCUACAAGAAGGAAAUGAGUCCGAGCCAGUACUACUGUGAUGACUACUUUAAGUUCACCUAUCCCUGCGCGCCUGGAGCUGCAUACUAUGGUCGAGGUGCUCUGCCUCUUUACUGGAACUACAACUAUGGAGAAGCUGGAGAAGCCUUGAAGGUGGACCUGUUGAACCACCCUGAGUACAUCGAACAGAAUGCCACCUUGGCCUUUCAGGCUGCAAUUUGGCGGUGGAUGACUCCAAUGAAGAAGCACCAGCCUUCAGCUCACGAUGUCUUCGUUGACAGCUGGAAGCCCACCAAGAACGAUACCUUGGCCAAGCGGGUCCCCGGGUUUGGAGCCACCAUGAAUGUUCUUAAUGGAGAAGACAUGUGCGGGAAGGGUGACGAUGAGCGCAUGAACAACAUGGUCUCCCACUACUUGUACUACCUUGACCUUAUGGGCGUUGGACGAGAGGAUGCUGGGCCCCAUGAAGUGCUCAGCUGUGCGGAGCAGGUUCCUUUCAACAAAGCCUCACCCUCUGCCUCUUCUUCUUCUUGAGCUUCGUUCUGGUGGAUACAUGCAUAUAGCCUUUCUCUCUGGUUCAAAUGAUAUGAAAUUGAUAAUUGUAUAAAGACAGAUUGGCGAAAAGAUUGUCCUUGUGUGUAAGUUUGGGCGUGGAGUACUGCGGAAAGGAGACAAUAGUACACCAUUGAGAUACUGCUGCCAUUUUGUAUUGUAUAGAUUCGGAGACGUAUAAUGUGUUGAACUGCUUUUGUUUGGUGGAAAAACCAUCAUGAUAUUGUUUGGAAAUAUAUCAUUUUUCUGCUGCAAUGGGCUCGAAAUGGACGCUUUAUAGACAUUCUACA
This is a messenger RNA of Punica granatum (pomegranate), 1378 nucleotides long. NCBI's taxonomy places the organism in Eukaryota, Viridiplantae, Streptophyta, Magnoliopsida, Myrtales, Lythraceae. The record is from RefSeq and is a predicted model, not a curated record.